Messenger RNA from Tribolium madens (black flour beetle), 4794 nucleotides. RefSeq lists its product as uncharacterized. Bases 225 to 4514 code for a protein of 1429 amino acids. The record is from RefSeq and is a predicted model, not a curated record. Gene Ontology annotation, cellular component: nucleus. NCBI's taxonomy places the organism in Eukaryota, Metazoa, Arthropoda, Insecta, Coleoptera, Tenebrionidae. Gene Ontology annotation, molecular function: protein kinase activity; ATP binding. The transcript has 14 exons. Gene Ontology annotation, biological process: protein phosphorylation.
UCCUCCUUGACGGUUGCUUCAUCGCGAAUGUUGAAAGCCCGAGUUGUGUGUGUUUUGCUAAGAUUUUAAAGAAAUUUCCUGCUUCAACUCUUGAUGUGAGCUCCGAAUAUCGUCAAGAGUGUCCCAAGCCCCGGUUUGAGCCAUUUUGUGAAGUUUUUCUUUGAUGAAUUUGAAAUAAAAAGGCCAAGUCAACGACACCAAUCUCCAACCAAUAGGUUGGAUCGAUGUUUGGCUUCUCCUUGGCCACACAGCUAUUUCAAGGUUCCGCUCAACGUACUUGGAAUUGUGUUACCCAAUUUACGAAUUUAAUUUGGUACAAAUUCAAUCACAUACGGCAUCCAAUCAUGCCCCGUUCGAGGCGAAGACACCACUCCCGGUCCAGAUCCAGGUCCCGGUCGCAUUCCCACGAUAGAGAUCGUGAACCUAAGCGAAGAAAAGUCGACAGUCUCGACAGCCCCAAUCACAAGAGAUCUGUCAGUUGUGAACCUGAAAUUCCUUCAACAACAGUUGAAGAACAUGAAACAAUGGAAAUUUCAAAUAAUGAUGUCACCUUUGAAGAACUAAACGAAACUACCGAAAAACUAGAAGAAAGCACUACUUAUAUUCCAAAAACAGAUGAAUCGCAAAGUAAUUUGGAAGACAGUUCAACCACUACUCCUAGUAAAGAUGUAAGUCGAAAAGAAGAAAAAUUGCUUAUAACUCCCAAGAAGACAAUGAGUCCGAAACAGAUCGAAUCGGAGAUGAAACGUCAACAAAAACGUCUCGAACGUGAAGAACGCGAAAAAAAGAAACAAGAGGAACGGGAACGCCUUCGUUUAGAAAAAGAAAAACAAAAACAAGAGAAAGAGAAACAGAAACAAGAAAAAGAAGAAAUGAAAAAGAAGAAAAACGAGGAGAAAGCAAAAGAGCGUGAAAUGAAAGAAGAACAGAAACGUAAAGAAAAAGAAGAGAAAGAAGCUAAACGUAAAGAGAAACUAGAACGUGAAGAAGCGAAACGUAAAGAACGCGAACAAGACAAACUACGUAAACAGCAAGAAAUCGAAGAGAAAAAUCGCGAAAAACAAAAACUCGAAGAACAAAAACAAAAAGCGGCUCAAGCAUUUGUCAAUUUUUUCGUACCGAAAAAGACCGAAACGAAAGUUGAUGAACCGAAAACGAGUCUGUUUAUGCCGUUUCAGGUGAAAUCCGACAUGAGGUUGGCACCAUUGACACGACAUAUUUUGUCUGAUGAAGAAAAGAAUAAUCUUGAGGAAAUUUUGGUAAAGAAUGAUUCGGAUGUGUUAUAUUUGGGAGAAUUGAAGCAAGGGAAAAAAACCGGAACCUGUGGUGCUACUUGGCCCUAUGAGGAAGAUGUGAUAAUAGUUGAGGAAGAUUUUGGCGAAAGUAUUUGUGAAGAUAAGCAAAAGAAGAAGAUGAGGGCCAAAUUUUUGAAGUUUCAUGAGAAUCGAAGACCGGCUUAUUAUGGGACGUGGAGGAAGAAAAGUGAUGUGGUGAAGUCGCGAAGGCCAUUUGGUGAAGAUAAGAUUUUUGAUUAUGAGGUCGAUUCGGAUGAUGAUUGGGAGGAAGAAGAGCAAGGAGAGUCGUUGAAUGGGUCCGAUGAUGAGGAUAAGGAGAAUGAGGUUGAAAAUGAUGAUUAUGAGGUUGAUAAUGAGUUCUUUGUGCCUCAUGGUCAUCUCAGUGAUGAUGAAGUUGACGAUGAAGCCACGUCAAAGUUGUCACCAGAGUCACAUAAACAAAAAUUGAAGUUGUUAAAAGACGAAUUCGAUCAAGAUAUGCAAACUAAAACUAACAAGAUUAAGCCGAGGUCGAUUGGUUGUAUCUGGUACAAACGAGAUGGGUCAAAUGUUGAUGAGGCAAUUGAUAGACAUUUGAGACCGUUGGGGAUUAUCAGUAAUGGCCAGAUUGUUAUCAAGAAGAGGAAAGAUCUGAUUGGCUAUACUCCAAAUCGAAAGUUUGCUAAAGAAUUACGAGAGGAUUUAAUUCCGGUCUUUUUGAAACUUAUUCAUGGGAAUGUUAACAAAAGAACGAUGAUUGUUGAUGAGUUUAUCAACUAUAUGCAAAAUAAUGGAUACACAGUUGAAGUGUCUAAAACAUAUUUAGGAAAAACGUUGAAAAAGUUUGCCCAGUGGAAGAAAUGUGUUGAUGAAGGUCCAAUGUUAAAUAAAUUUUGUUGGUGCGUUGAAGAUGAUGUUAAAAAGAAAUAUUUGGAUAGCCAAAGGGCACACAGAUCUCGUCAGUACGAGAGAGGUUCGAGUGCGGAACGUCGUUACAAGCGCAGUCAUCGUCGAUCUCCGACGUCUAAGAAACGCCAUCGCCAUCGUCACGACAAGUCGUUGUCUAGACGCAAGCACAGCCGCCGUUCAUAUUCGACAGAUCAGUGUUCAGUCGUAUCCCGGAUAGUUGUACUAAUAACACGUCAUCGCGAAAUAUGCCCAAGGGGCUCAAUGUACGCCACCGGGUUGUCGUAUAGAUACCAUCGUCCGGACGAUAGGUAUACCAAUGAUCCCGGAUGGGAUAAGAAUGGUGGCGAUACCACCGUCACUAUGGCGGCGCCAAAUUCCUCGCGUAGGACGAGAUAUUCGCGGUCGUCGACGACGAGUGUUGCACAAUUAUUAAGCGAAUCGUGUUCAACACUUUUACAAAAAUUAACAACGAAAGUGCGAGGACCAUCAGAAUCAUCAUCGACAACAACACCAAAAAGGAAUUUCAACCCUUUAUCAACUAGUAAAAGUAGUACAACUAUACCUAAUUUCGGCUCUACGAGAACACGACUCGAGGAUAAGUAUUCUAGUGUCUUAGAGAAGAUUUAUGGAAGGAAAAGAGACCCAGAACGGACGAUUGAACCCUCACUUGCUAAAAGUGCAACCACUUCAAAUGUAUUGCUUUCGGAAAAAUCAUAUCCUUAUGUUAGCACUCGUGAGAAAACCCCGUAUCGAAGUGAUAAAAGUCGUCACAAUUAUCGUAAAUAUCAGGAACCACCGUACACCUAUUUGGACCAAGACUCGGCCUAUAGGGUACGUUACCGUUCGAACCAUUCCGAGUUGCGUCCACGACGAGCCUCUAAACCCUUGCUGAGGACUGGCAAAAGCGAAGUUAACGAUCGAAAUUUGAAACUUCAUCCUGUGGAAAUUUCUUUUGAUGAUGGUCCAGUGCCUGUUCAUGUCUCAAAACCCCAAGUUAUCGAUAACGAAACGACACCGACUCCUGCCGUUCCCGAUCCGUUAUCGGAACGAGAAGCCAAACGUAAAGAAAUCCAAAGUCUGAUUAUGAAAUAUUCGGCGUUAGACGAGGUGUAUAAUCGUGGUGGUGUUAACGGUGGGGCGGUUGCGGUACCGACGAGUUCAAUCUCGGCGACUGCUACCGCCAUUGCUAAGAAAUACCAUCCGGCGGCGUCGAGAUACGCGGUUAGCUCACGCGCGCCCUCAGUGGAAGACGAUGAAGAAGGCCAUCUCAUAUACCGAUCGGGAGACAUUCUUCAAGACCGAUAUAAAAUACUUGGCACUCUCGGCGAAGGUACCUUUGGCAAGGUGGUUAAAGUGAAAGACCUUGAAAUGGACCACUCUAUGGCAUUAAAAAUUAUAAAAAAUGUAGAAAAGUAUCGAGAGGCUGCUAAAUUAGAAAUCAACGUUUUGGAAAAAUUAGCCGAUAAAGAUCCCGACUGUAUACACUUGUGUGUGAAGAUGUUGGACUGGUUUGAUUACCACGGCCAUAUGUGUAUAGCUUUUGAAAUGUUGGGACUCAGCGUGUUUGAUUUUUUGAAAGACAACAAUUAUCAACCGUAUCCUUUGGAUCAAGUGAGACAUAUUGGAUAUCAGCUGUGCUAUUCUGUUAAAUUUUUGCAUGAUAAUAAAUUAACGCACACUGAUCUCAAGCCGGAGAAUAUUCUAUUCGUCGAUUCGGAUUACGAUUUAGUUUAUAAUAGUAAAAAGAGGAGAGACGUGAAAAGAGUAAAAAGAACUGAUGUUAGAUUAAUAGACUUUGGGAGUGCUACGUUUGAUCAUGAACAUCAUAGUACUAUAGUCUCAACACGCCAUUAUAGGGCGCCUGAGGUUAUUUUAGAAUUAGGGUGGUCACAACCGUGCGAUGUUUGGUCUAUCGGUUGUAUAUUAUUCGAAUUGUACUUGGGUAUAACCCUCUUCCAAACACAUGAUAAUCGCGAACAUUUAGCUAUGAUGCAACGUAUUCUUGGAGAGGUUCCAGUUAGGAUGGCACGUAAGACUAAAACUAAAUAUUUCUACCGUGGUAAAUUAGAGUGGGAUGAGAAGAGUUCAGCAGGUCGUUAUGUUCGUGAUAAUUGUAAACCAUUGACGAGGUACAAACAAAGCGAUGAACCGGACCACAACCAACUCUUCGAUUUAAUUUUCAAAAUGUUGGAUUAUGAACCUUCCCAAAGGAUAACGUUGAAGGAGGCAAUGUUACAUCCAUUCUUUGAUAAAAUCGCCUCACAUCAACGUCUGGGUGAACAUGGCGCUGGUGACGUCAGAAGAGAUAAAAGUUUGUCAAUGUCGCGAUGAGAAAGAGAUUUCGUGUGUUUUUUGCACCAAUUUCUUUAUUUUGUCACAGUCAUGUAUUUGAUUAUCGGACAAUAAAAUGAGCUCUGUUUUUAAUUCUGAUUUGUACAUUUUGGGUUUGUGACAUGUGUAGAAUGUGUAUGAUUCGCUAUCUGAUAUAAAAGUUGUUCUAUUUUCUACCCAUCAUUACACUCUAUAGGUUUUAUUUAUAAGGGUAAUUUAAUGAAUGUUACGAGUUAUGAUGUGUACAUAUUAAACAAUAAAGAUUUAAUUUUUAUCUAGA